Molecule: messenger RNA, 1194 nt
Organism: Triticum turgidum subsp. durum (durum wheat)
Lineage: Eukaryota; Viridiplantae; Streptophyta; Magnoliopsida; Poales; Poaceae
Source: the annotation of a GenBank genome assembly
AUGACUGCAGCCGACGCGCCGUGGCAUCAAAUACGAGCGUGCGCUUCGCCGUCCCGCUGCCACGCGGGCCCCACCAGCCAGUAUCAAACCCUAUCCCAUCUCCUUUGGUCUUGGCGGCUCGGCGCUUUGCAUCUCUCUCAGCCCCAGUCGCCGGCGGGGCCGCAGAAUCCGAGAUUAGGAUCUGCCGUCGAGAAGGAGGUGGCGAUGAUGGCUUGCCGGCUACGGUUCCACCAGCGUGUAUCGUUCCAUCGUUUAAUCAACCAGGUGGUACUCUUUUCUUCCACAGUUAGGCUGGUUGGAGUCCGGCCGACCUGCUGCUCUCCGUCCAGGGACUUCGCGGCUGUCAAAUCCCAGAAAAUCCAGCCCCCCAAGAAGAAAAAGCGAUUGGAUGAGGCGUGCCUUGAGAGGUAUCAACAAUACAGUAGAACGUACAUCCAGUCAUGGAUUCUUCAGGGUAAGGUCCAUGUAAACGGAAGGGUCGUGAACAAAGCUGGAACACAAGUAUCUGACAAGUCAGUCAUAGAAAUCAAGGCUGAAAUCCCGAAAUAUGUAUGUAGGGCUGGGCAUAAGCUUGAGGCAGCUAUCAAAGAAUUUAGAGUUGACUGUGAUGGAAAGAUAGCCCUUGAUUCAGGGCUGUCUACAGGUGGUUUUACCGACUGUUUACUUCAGCAUGGGGCAUCACAUGUGUACGGUGUUGAUGUUGGCUAUGGACAGGUGGCUGAAAAAAUUCGUGUGCAUGAACAUGUCUCAGUAAUUGAACGUACAAACUUGAGACAUCUUUCUAAGCUGCCACAACUGGUUGACCUGGUGACGCUGGACCUAUCAUUCAUCUCUAUUCUUGUGGUUAUGCCUGCAGUGGUCAAAGUAAUGAAGACAAACUCAACACUGAUAACACUUAUCAAACCUCAGUUUGAAGCUCGUAGAUCUCAGGUAGGAAAAGGUGGGAUUGUUCGAGACCCUCUGGUUCAUAAGGAGGUGUUAGAUAGGAUAAUUUCAGGCGUUGAGCAGUUUGGAUUUCGCAAUGGGGGCUGGAUCGAGUCUCCGCUGAAAGGCGCAGAAGGGAACACAGAGUUUCUUGCCUGCUUCGAGAGGAUCCCAAUGCCAGAGCCACACGCAGGGGCAGGGGCAGAGCCACACGCAGAGGCAGAGGCAGAGGCAGAGGCAGAGCCAGAGCCAGAGCCAGAGGAAACAUGA